This is a messenger RNA of Salvelinus namaycush (lake trout), 1307 nucleotides long. Its product is annotated as diamine acetyltransferase 1-like. The transcript is spliced from 6 exons. Bases 173 to 694 code for a protein of 173 amino acids. The record is from RefSeq and is a predicted model, not a curated record. Gene Ontology annotation, molecular function: N-acetyltransferase activity. NCBI's taxonomy places the organism in Eukaryota, Metazoa, Chordata, Actinopteri, Salmoniformes, Salmonidae.
GCAUCUCCAAUCUCACUACCCUCUCAACAAUGUCCUUCGAUAUAUCUAGCGAACUUUUAGCUUAGAAGGACUUGGUUUGAAUAGAACAAGCAAGGUAGCUAACGUCAGCUAGCUAGAUAACUAGCUACAUUUUAAGUCGAUUGUUUAGCUCUUAUUAAUAUAAAAUAAGAAAAUGGAAAAUUUUAAAAUACGGAAAGCUGAAUCCAAAGAUGUGCCUGACAUACUGCGACUGAUAAAGGAACUGGCUAAAUAUGAAGAAAUGGAAGACCACGUGAUACUGACUGAGGAAGAUCUGCUCGAGGACGGAUUCGGUGACUAUCCAUUAUACCGCUGUGUCGUGGCAGAAGUCCCCAGUGAGCCGCAGAGCAACAACGCUCCUGUGGUGAUUGGGUUUGCCAUGUACUACUUCACCUAUGACCCCUGGAUUGGCAAGCUGCUUUACCUGGAAGACUUCUUUGUCAUGGAAAAGUACAGGGAGAUUGGCAUUGGCUCAGAGAUCCUCAAGCUCCUCAGUGACAUGGCAUUCAAGACUCGCUGCAACAGCAUGCACUUCGUCGUCGCCGAGGGCAACAAGGAGUCAAUAGAGUUCUACAAGCGUCGUGGAGCGGCCGACAUCACUCUGGAUGAGGGAUGGAGACUCUUCAAGAUCAACAAGAGCUCCCUCUUCAAGAUGUCCUCCGGCUCCAAAGAGUGAGCUGGCCCCAAGACACAUAGAAAGAUGGGGACAAGAGUGACAGACUUGGUCAAUUUAUUUUAAAUUACUUAAUUAUUUGCCUGUCUUUCACUUCAGCGGUGGGGGGUGUGACUCUGACAGUAGAUUAUUAUUAUUAUUAUUAAAAUGGGCAUUAAGCAUGUGUGUGCACCAACUUUCUCAAUCUAGUCAAUCAUUUAGGUCAUGUAUUUUAUCUGAAGCCAUCGUUUUAGUAGUUGUAGUUUUUAAUCAACGCACCUUAGGAUUCCUAGUGUUCUCUCAGUUCUGCUAAUCAACGCACCUUAGGAUUCCUAGUGUUCUCUCAGUUCUGCUAAUCAACGCACCUUAGGAUUCCUAGUGUUCUCUCAGUUCUGCUAAUCAACGCACCUUAGGAUUCCUAGUGUUCUCUCAGUUCUGCUAAUCAACGCACCUUAGGAUUCCUAGUGUUCUCUCAGUUCUGCUAAUCAACGCACCUUAGGAUUCCUAGUGUUCUCUCAGUUCUGUUAAUCAACACGCCUUAGGAUUCCUAGUGUUCUCUCAGUUCUGCUAAUCAACGCACCUUAGGAUUCCUAGCGUUCUCUGUUUCAUUAUUGACCAAUAUAUUUUACUAUUCUAU